AACUUUGCUUUUGGUGUUAUAUAUAAAUCUGAAAGCCCCUUUGCCCUCUUCGUGUUGAGAACCACUCACUCCCUCUGCUGUCGUUCGUGUCAAACAUCUCUCUGUGUUACCGCAGUUUCCUCAGAUACCCACAAUUGAGCGUUGUAUAGCGAUGGCGAUGGCACGUGCCGUGCUCAUGCUGGCCAUGUCCUUAAUUCUCGUGACAAUGUCCACAGCCCAAGCCCCCUCACCCGCACCUACACCCACACCCACGGGCUCAUCAACACUGGCCCCUACCACUUCUUCUCCUCCUCCAACCUCCCCACUUUCAUCGCCCCCAAGUGCCCAAAGCCCAGGCCCAUCUCCUUCGCCAUUGUCACCGUCCGUUGCGGAAUCUCCGGCGCCCACAAGCCCGAACAGCGCGUUCCUACAUGGAGCUGGCUUUGGCUUCAUGCUACCACUAUUUGCAGGACUGCUUCUCGUUCUUCCUUGAAUUUAACUUACACUUUGGGACAUCUCUUCGUUUGUCUACCUUUUUUUUCUACCUCCUCCUGUGUUUUCUUUUCAUUUGGAUUCCGUGGAUGACUCUUGGGAUCUAUCUUCACUCCCUUGUUAGAGAUUGAAGCCAUGUUGCCCUUACAUGC
This is a messenger RNA of Abrus precatorius (Indian licorice), 623 nucleotides long. RefSeq names its product classical arabinogalactan protein 1-like. Bases 152 to 472 code for a protein of 106 amino acids. The record is from RefSeq and is a predicted model, not a curated record. The transcript has a single exon. Lineage: Eukaryota; Viridiplantae; Streptophyta; Magnoliopsida; Fabales; Fabaceae.